This is a messenger RNA of Trichomonas vaginalis G3, 423 nucleotides long. RefSeq names its product phage tail repeat-like family. The record is from RefSeq and is a predicted model, not a curated record. Lineage: Eukaryota; Parabasalia; Trichomonadida; Trichomonadidae. Bases 1 to 423 code for a protein of 140 amino acids. The transcript has a single exon.
AUGAACCCAGUAGGUUCUAUUUAUACAUCUAUGGAAGCAAGAGGUCCUCAAGUAAUGUUUGGUGUUGGUGCAUGGGAACAAAUAGUUGACAGGUUUUUGUAUUGUGCAAACUCUUCAAAGGAAACAGGAGGAAGUAAAACGAUUUCAGGUGAAAAUUUACCUGCGCACAGUCACUACAUAGAUUUAAGUACAUCUCAAGCAGGUUGGCAUAAGCAUAAAUUUUGGGAUUGGUCAGCAAUGAAAAAAGGUAAAGGAUAUGAUGUUAAAGACGACGUUCAGUUUGCUAUAAAUUGUUUCUGGGGUGACACUCAGGGAGAUGGAAACCAUACACAUCACGUUUCAGGAUAUACGCAAACAACGGGACAAAGUAAAGAAUACAUGCCACCUUACAUGACAGUUUACGCAUGGUAUAGAAAUGCUUAG